UUAAUUAAUAGUAGUUAUAAUUUCGCAGUGUAGAUCAUAUGUACCGAUAUAUACACGUUUUUUUAAGGUUAACUAUAUUUUGCACAUUACUACAAAAUUUUGUAAGAUGGUGAAGAAAACCGCCACUUCUGAAGAUAUGAAUAGCAAUAAAAGGAAACCUUCAAAAAUCGUUACCACCGAUAUUCCAAGAGGUAAACCCAAAUCAGGUCGUAUAUGGAAAACUACAAAGACACGUUUUUCUUCAAUCAUAAAAACAAAGGGCAUUCGUAAUUCGUUUCAACAAAAGCAAUUACUUCGUGAAGAUCUAAAACGUACAAAAGAAGCGUCAAGAUCUAUUAAAGCACAAAAAGAGGAAGAGAAGGAACAGAAAAAACAAAGAAGACGAGAGAACUUAAAGAAACGGGAAGAGAACAGUAGAAAAGCAGAAAUUGUACAAGUCAUUAAAAAUCCUAACAAAAUUAAGCGUAUGAAGAAAAAACAAUUACGUAGCAUACAGAAACGUGAUAUUAGCGAACUGAAUAAAUAAUCUCUAUGUUUGAUUAAA
Molecule: messenger RNA, 544 nt
Organism: Photinus pyralis (common eastern firefly)
Lineage: Eukaryota; Metazoa; Arthropoda; Insecta; Coleoptera; Lampyridae
Product: coiled-coil domain-containing protein 86
Exons: 2
Coding region: 107-526 (139 amino acids)
Cellular component (GO): nucleolus
Source: RefSeq, a predicted model, not a curated record